GAUUGUAUAGUCACGAUGGAGCCCCCUUUGAGCAAGAGGAACCCGCCAGCGCUGAGAUUAGCGGAUUUGGCAACGGCUCAGGCCCAACCGCUUCAGAACAUGACAGGCUUCCCGGUGCUGGCCGGCCCGCCCGCCCACUCCCAACUCCGUGCCGGGGCCGCCGCCGCCGCCGCCGCCGCCGCGCGCCUCCAGCCGCGGGACCCGGGCGCUGACCCCGGCGUGGCCGUCGCUCGGCGCGGCCCCGAGCACAUGGCCCGGGCGAGCGCGCAGAGCCUCGGCCCUCCCUCCCCGGCACUCCGGGGGCAGCCCGAGGCUCCGGCCGCCGCCGCAGCCUCCUCCACCGCGCACCCCAGCGCCGCCGACACCUACCCCGGCGGCAGCGGCGGCGGCGGCGGCGGCGGCGGCGGGGGCAGCGGUGGCGCGCGGCCCUCGGCGCCCCCGCCCUCAGCCCCUCCUCUUCCUCCCUCCCCUUCACCCCCUCCCCCUCCCCCUCCGCCUGCCCUCUCGGGCUACACCACCACCAAUAGUGGCGGCGGCGGCAGCAGCGGCAAAGGCCACAGCAGGGACUUCGUCCUCCGGAGGGACCUUUCCGCCACGGCCCCCGCGGCGGCCAUGCACGGGGCCCCGCUCGGAGGGGAGCAGCGGUCUGGCACUAGCUCCCCCCAGCACCCGGCCCCGCCUCCCCACUCAGCCGGCAUGUUCAUCUCCGCCAGCGGCACCUACGCGGGCCCGGACGGCGGCGGCGGCGGCGGCGGCGGCGGCCCGGCGCUCUUCCCCGCGCUGCACGACUCUCCGGGGGCGCCCGGCGGCGGCGGCGGCGGCGGCCACCCGCACCCGCUCAACGGCCAGAUGCGUCUGGGGCUGGCGGCGGCGGCGGCGGCGGCGGCGGCCGCCGAGCUCUACGGCCGUGGCGAGCCGCCUUUCGCGCCGCGCUCGGGGGAUGCCCACUACGGGGCGGUGGCGGCCGCGGCGGCCGCCGCCCUGCACGGCUACGGAGCCGUGAACUUAAACCUGAACCUCGCGGCGGCCGCGGCGGCGGCGGCGGCGGCGGCGGCCGGCCCGGGACCCCACCUGCAACACCACGCGCCGCCGCCGGCGCCCGCGCCGCACCCGCACCCGCACCACCCCCACCACCUCCCAGGGGCGGCCGGGGCCUUCCUGCGCUACAUGCGGCAGCCAAUCAAGCAGGAGCUCAUCUGCAAGUGGAUCGACCCGGACGAGCUGGCCGGGCCACCCCCGCCGCCGCCGCCGCCGCCGCCGCCGCCGCCGCCCCCGGCCGGCGGCGGCGCCCAGCCCUGCUCCAAAACUUUCGGCACCAUGCACGAGCUGGUGAACCACGUCACGGUGGAGCACGUGGGCGGCCCGGAGCAGAGCAGCCACGUCUGCUUCUGGGAGGACUGUCCGCGCGAGGGCAAGCCCUUCAAGGCCAAAUACAAGCUCAUCAACCACAUCCGCGUGCACACGGGCGAGAAGCCCUUCCCCUGCCCCUUCCCGGGCUGCGGCAAGGUCUUCGCGCGCUCCGAGAACCUCAAGAUCCACAAGCGCACUCAUACAGGGGAAAAGCCUUUCAAAUGUGAAUUCGAUGGCUGUGACAGGAAGUUCGCCAAUAGCAGUGAUCGAAAGAAACACUCCCAUGUGCAUACCAGUGAUAAGCCCUACUACUGUAAGAUCCGAGGCUGUGACAAGUCCUACACGCACCCCAGCUCCCUGAGGAAGCACAUGAAGAUUCACUGCAAGUCCCCCCCACCCUCUCCGGGGACUCUCGCCUACUCAGCCGUGGGGACGCCGGUGGGUGCUCCCUUGUCACCUGUGCUGGACCCAGCCAGGAGUCGCUCCAGCACUCUGUCCCCUCAAGUGACCAACCUCAACGAGUGGUACGUUUGCCAGGCCACAGGGGCCCCCGGUCACCUCCACACACCUUCCAGCAAUGGAACCACCUCCGAGUCAGAAGACGAGGAAAUGUAUGGGAACCCCGAAGUUGUGCGGACUAUACAUUAG
This is a messenger RNA of Perognathus longimembris pacificus (Pacific pocket mouse), 1998 nucleotides long. It is a transcript of the gene Zic5, whose product is annotated as Zic family member 5. Gene Ontology annotation, biological process: regulation of transcription by RNA polymerase II; central nervous system development. The transcript has 2 exons. The record is from RefSeq and is a predicted model, not a curated record. The coding region runs from base 16 to 1998 and encodes 660 amino acids. NCBI's taxonomy places the organism in Eukaryota, Metazoa, Chordata, Mammalia, Rodentia, Heteromyidae. Gene Ontology annotation, molecular function: RNA polymerase II cis-regulatory region sequence-specific DNA binding; DNA-binding transcription factor activity, RNA polymerase II-specific. Gene Ontology annotation, cellular component: nucleus.